CGUUUUAUUUUGUAAAGCGGGGACCGGACGCGGUGUAUUUUUGUUGCUGUAACUUGACGGUGGUGCCGGACAGCUGCCACACUGGACUCGGACUGAGCCGAACUGUCAGCAUUCCUGUGAUGCCCCAAGGCGGGCUGAGCUGGCCGGGGUUGCGAUGCCUUACGUGGACCGACAGAAUCGCAUCUGUGGCUUCCUGGACAUCGAGGAGAAUGAGAGCAGCGGCAGGUUCCUGCGCCGAUACUUCAUCCUGGACACUCAGCAGGGAAACCUGCUGUGGUACAUGGACAACCCACAGAAUCUGCCUAAAGGUGCAGGGAAUGUGGGAUCUCUCAAACUCACUUACAUCUCCAAGGUCAGUGAUGCCACCAAACUCAGACCGAAGGCAGAGUUCUGCUUUGUUAUAAAUGCAGGGAUGAGGAAGUUUUAUCUGCAAGCCAACGACCAGCAGGAUUUGGUGGAAUGGAUCAGUGUUCUCAACAACGCCACCAAGAUUACUGUGCCAAAGCCAGGUGAGGGCCACACCACCCAUGCAGAGACUCCCCAGGAAGUACUCGGAGCCAUGAAACAGGUCUCCUACAAGACUGAGAUCAUAGGAGGGGUCCCCAUCAUCACUGCUACACAGGAGCAAGGGGACGGACAAAAUGGGGCAGAUCGUGGAGGUUUGAAGCGGUGUCAGAAUCAGCUGCCCUACUUCCUGUCCAGAGGAGCGCAGGACCAGGCCAUCAUCAAGGCUGGAUACUGUGUCAAACAAGGAGCUGUGAUGAAGAACUGGAAGAGGAGGUACUUCAUGCUGGAUGAAAAUGCUGUCAGCUACUACAAAUCUGAACUGGAGAGGGAGGCGCUGAGAGUCAUCCCACUGAAGGAGAUUCACAAAGUUCAGGAGUGCAAACAGAGUGAGCUGAUGAUGAGGGACAACCUGUUUGAGAUGGUCACCAGCUCCAGAACCUUCUACAUACAGGCUGACAGUCCAGAGGACAUGCACAGCUGGAUUAAGGCCAUCUCAGGAGCAAUUGUGGCUCAGCGUGGACCUGGGCGCACAGCUAACACUGAUCCCAGUGACCACCCUACUCCCUCCCCAACAUCCUCCUCCACCUUCUACUACAGCCUCGACCAGGAACCAUACCACCCACAAUCCUCCUCCGGUGCCCUCUCAGCGGGCUCUCAGCCUCACGCUGGACACGCACCAGCAGGACAACUUCCUGGGCCUGCUUCCAUGGAGGUUGAGCAGUGUCCAGUCGGUGAUGAUGCCCCUGCCCCCGGCGCGCUCCCGCCUGUCGCUGCAGGAGACGGUGCAGUCCUCAAAGUAACGAAGGGGGAGGACGAGUCCCUGUGGAAACGCCGCAGCGGAGCAGCUGAGCUUGGCUUUCUUGGCAGCGGCGGUGAGGAGGAGCUGAACCGUUGUACCACUGAGAUUUCUAACCUGCACAUUACACUGAUGUGAUGAUGAUGAACCUGAUGAUGAUGAUUGACAAUCUUAAGCCCCCUCACACACACACACACACACACACACACACUUCUGUACAAGCUCCAUGCGCUGAGAUUGCUCCAUGUGCUGACUGGCCAAAUGAUCCUCCUACAAAACUGGGACCAGUUCGGUCCUCCCUGGGACCAGUUUUUUGUAUGUGUGUGGACAUGUGGGAUAGGAUCUUCUUCCCCAGUUUAUUUCCUAUACUUUUGUCUUCCCACGUAUUACUUAUAUGUUGCUGCUGGCAAAACACAAACCAUGUUGUCAUGCAAAGAAAAAGAAACCUUAGAUAUUGUACAGUAAAGUUUUGAGAUGUUUCAGGAGUACAAGAACCAUGAAACCUGCUCAUAGCACCCAGAUGGUGGCUGGGUUUCACAGUUCAUGUAAGAAAGAGAUAAACCAAAGUUUGCAGUCAUGUGGUUUUUCUACAGCAGCAGCUCAGAUGUUACAGGCUGGAAGUGGCAGAUGUCUGCACCUAAUGCUGCUGAGAGACUGACUAAUCCAGCUUCUCAGUUUAUGUUUUAAGACAAUCCCUCUUGAUAUUAUAAACUCUUUCAUUCUGACCAGAGAACCAUUACUUUCUCUUCUCCCUCACCUCUGGUAGAAAAGGUCACCCCAUCAAACAGAUUUAACACUUUAGAACACCAAAGUCCAGAUACUAGGUAACUUAUUGAACUGGACUCAUGAUGACAAUGAGUCUCUAAAAUGUUAGUUUAAAAAGAAAAAGUAAGAAAAGCUUUGAGCUUAUAGGAUUUUCUCACUAAGGGCUUGGUCACACAAGCAUUUAUAACAGAUGAACAAUAAAAACUAUAACUGUCAUAACUGUCAUACCAUAUGUGUUCAUUUAAUCACUGCAAUCAGUGGAUUCACUCACAUGUAACUUAAAUCAAGGGAAAGCCUUUUUUUUUUUUUUUACAAAAUACAAAACAACUCACACAAAAAACUUGUUUUGUUUUUAGGAAAAAACAACAAAUUGAAAAAAAGGGUGAAGACAUGAAAUUUACUAAAACCACAGAGUGCAGCAUAUGACACUGUCUGCUCUUUGCUGUGUGAAACCUCCAAACAAAACAGGGGUCAGUGCUUAAAGUAAAACAUUUUUUUGUUAAUGUUUCGGGUUAAAAUACAAGAUAAGAUGACUCACUGCUGUGGACUGAAUGCACCAUUGAGGAGCUGAUUUUCACUCUGCUCACCAGCUUUACUCAUCUCAACUCCUGCACUAUACGUUCACGUUACAGUUGUUUUGUUAACUCCAUCGGAUGUUGUUGUAUUUGUUUGUUUGUGGGGAGACAUGAAACCAAACUCAUAUUGUUGAUUUGUUGAUCUGUAAAUGUUGGGGUUUUUUUGGAUUUGGGUGCUGCAAGCAGGGAUGGAAAUCCAAAAGUCCAAAACCUGGCAGCCGUUUUCCAGGUUUUAUGACUGUCAGCUCCAAGGCUGUGAACGCUGCACACGCUGUGUGAGAAUGGUUGUGGGUAUUUUUUGUCUGUUUUGAUGUGCUUUUAGUUUUGAUAGUUUUUAUUAUUCACAGUGAUGAGAUUGUUUUGAGGAAAAAAAUCUACAUAUAUAUGUUGUUUACUGACUUUUAUACACACGUGUGUGCAUGAUUGCAUGCACACAACCCUCCCACCCUUGUUGUUCCCUAUUAAACAUAAGCUGGGUAAAGUGCCUGCAUUGUUAUUUCUAUAGAGUUGAUUAAAAAAAUGAUGAGCUGUUUUGACCUUUUUAGUGUGUACUUGAUUCUAAGACCAUGUGCUCUAUUUAUUAAAAGAAAUGUAAAAAUAA
Molecule: messenger RNA, 3244 nt
Organism: Lates calcarifer (barramundi perch)
Lineage: Eukaryota; Metazoa; Chordata; Actinopteri; Centropomidae
Gene: plekha1b
Product: pleckstrin homology domain containing, family A (phosphoinositide binding specific) member 1b
Exons: 12
Coding region: 155-1441 (428 amino acids)
Cellular component (GO): cytoplasm; membrane
Molecular function (GO): PDZ domain binding
Source: RefSeq, a predicted model, not a curated record